This is a messenger RNA of Tinamus guttatus (white-throated tinamou), 1400 nucleotides long. Lineage: Eukaryota; Metazoa; Chordata; Aves; Tinamiformes; Tinamidae. The record is from RefSeq and is a predicted model, not a curated record.
AGAGCCAACCCACGACGUCGGACGAGACGGUGGUGGCCGGCGGUACGGUGGUGCUCAAGUGCCAGGUGGAAGACCCUGACGACUCCUCCCUGCAGUGGUCCAACCCUGCCCAGCAGACCCUCUACUUCGGGGAGAAACGAGCCCUGCGAGAUAACAGGAUCCAGCUGCAGAAGUCCACGCCAAACGAGCUCACCAUCAGCAUCAGCGAGGUGGCCCUCUCCGAUGAGGGGGAAUACACCUGCUCCAUCUUCACCAUGCCCGUGCGGACCGCCAAGGCCCUCGUCACCGUGCUAGGGAUCCCCCAGAAACCCCAAAUCUUUGGCUACGAGCAGCCCAUCGAUGAAAACAAGACGGCCCAGCUGACCUGCCGCACCUCUGGCAGCAAGCCCGCGGCCCAGCUGCGAUGGAGGAAGGGCAACAAGAAGCUCCUGGAUGCAAGAAUCGAGGUGGUAGAAGACCCCAACGGGAAGACCUUCACUGUGAGCAGUCAGGUGGAGUUCCCUGUGAGCAAGGAGGACAACAAUAUUGAAGUGACCUGCACGGUGGACCAUGAGUCCCUGCAGAACACAGAGAGGUCAACCACGCAGAAGCUGCAGGUCCACUACAUGCCAACGGCCAAGAUCGAGCCGCAUCCCCAGUACCCGCGCGAAGGCGAGAAGCUCCGGCUGCAGUGCGACGGGCAGGGCAACCCCGUCCCCGAGAGGUUCGAGUGGAAGAAGGAAGGCAACGAAACCCCGCUGCAGGAGAGCUCCGAGAACAUCCUCUUCUUCCCCUUCCUCAACAAGAGCGACAGCGGCACCUAUCUCUGCAAGGCCACCAGCUCCAUGGGCAGCGUCGUGGCCAAGUACAACCUGGACGUCAGCGAUGCCAGCCCGGUGCCAUCGACCUCGGGCGCGUACCACGCGGUCAUCGGCGGAGUGGUUGCCGUCAUCGUCUUCCUCCUGCUCAGCCUCCUCAUCGUCCUGGGACACUACCUGAUCAGACACAAAGGUACCUACCUGACCCACGAGGCCAAGGGGUCGGACGAUGCCCCAGACGCAGACACGGCCAUCAUCAACGCGGAGGGCGGCCAAGCCAGCGGCGACGACAAGAAGGAGUAUUUCAUCUAGGGGCGGCGCAGAGGGCGAGAGAUGGAGCCAACAAACCCCAAUGCAAAUGGAAACCAGACCACAAACCCAACUCAACCCAACAGAUUUUCUCUCACGCCCGGGAUGGGCAGACGGACGGACAGAGGGAUGGCGGGACAGAGAGCAGAGAGCGACCGGCCUGAGACAUGAUGCUUCUUCUUGAACUUGUACAAAACGUUAUUACUACGAACAGCGAAAGCCCCGGCCCCGUUUGCUUGCUUGCACCUCCAUCCCUGCGACCGGCGCUCGCACUAAGCACAGACCAACCAGUGA